AAAAAGGAGUCGUCCAGUGAGUGCGAGCGAGAGGAGAGGGCCAGCGAGCAGGCAUGGGAAACUCCUCGUCACACACGCACGAACCACUCGAGCGCGGCUUCCAACGCGGAAAAUUCGGUGACGUUAAAAAUGGGAAAUCCGCUUCCUUCCGGUUUAGCAAGAAAUCGCCGAAGAAAAUGGAUCGUCUGCGUCGCUCCUUUCGCGACUCCUUCAGGCGUCGCAAGGAUCGCGUCCCGGAGUCCUCGAAGCCGCAUCAGUGGCAGGCGGAUGAGGAGGCCGUGAGAUCGGCCACCUGCUCCUUCUCCGUCAAGUAUCUGGGAUGUGUCGAGGUCUUUGAGUCGCGCGGCAUGCAGGUCUGCGAGGAGGCCCUAAAGGUCCUGAGGCAAUCCCGUCGUCGUCCUGUCCGCGGAUUACUUCAUGUCAGCGGAGACGGCCUGCGAGUCGUGGACGACGAGACCAAGGGCCUGAUUGUGGACCAGACCAUCGAGAAGGUCAGCUUCUGUGCACCCGAUCGCAACCACGAGCGCGGCUUCAGCUACAUUUGCCGCGACGGAACCACUCGCCGUUGGAUGUGUCACGGCUUCCUGGCCUGCAAGGACUCCGGCGAGCGAUUGUCCCAUGCGGUGGGCUGUGCCUUUGCCGUCUGCCUGGAGCGGAAGCAGCGACGCGACAAGGAGUGCGGCGUGACGAUGACCUUCGACACGAAGAACUCGACUUUCACGCGGACCGGAUCGUUCCGCCAGCAGACGCUGACGGAGCGUCUGGCCAUGGCCACGGUGGGCACGAAUGAGAGGAGCGUGGAUGGACCUGGGUCGGCAAUGCCUGGUCCUCCGGCGGCCACCGUCAAGCCUUACAAUCCCUUCGCCAUCGAACGGCCCCAUGCCACGCCCAACAUGCUGGAGCGGCAGAGCUCCUUCCGCUUGAGCACCAUCGGCAGCCAGUCGCCGUUCAAGCGCCAGAUGUCGUUGCGUGUCAACGAUCUUCCGUCCAACGCCGAUCGUCAGCGGGCCUUCCUGGCCGCCGCCGCUGGGAAUCCGCUGCAGACGCCUCUGCGCAGUGUUUCGCCCAUUGCCGAGGUUUCGCCAGCCAAGUCAGGUGGAGCAGAUCCUUCGUCGGCAGCCGCGGUAGCUGCCGAUUCCGUGAGCCAACUGUGCCAGGAGCUCAGCCAGGGUCUCUCCCUCUUGACCCAAACGGACGCCCUGUUGGCAGCCGGCGAGGAUCUGAAUUUCAACAACAAUCGCAGCAUCAAUCAGAACAUCAUUGCCGCCGAGAAGCAGGUGCAGCAUGUAAUCUCGUACAGCGCCACGCCCACGGCGCAGGUGACGCCGCGUGUGGCCAGCAGCACCACGCCCACUUAUCAGACGCUCCACUCGCAGUCGCCCACGCGAUCGGAGCAGAGCAUCGAGACCUCAACGGAGCUGCCGAAUGCCGAGCAGUGGUUGGGUCAUGUGGUGCGCAGUACCUCACCGGCUGCACCACCCAAGCGGCCCACCUAUCUGGCCAAUGUGGGACGUGCUCAGACACUGGCCGCUGCUGCGGGAGGAGGAGGCGGUGGCCCGGACGAUCCGUUCGACGCCGAAUGGGUGGCCAAUGUGGCGGCGGCCAAGCAAUUGUCGCCGGAUUUGCCCGCUUCGAGCACCGCACGCUCGCCGCUUGCCAGGCACAGCACCAAUCCGUUCAUCUCACCGCCCAAGGCGCCGGCGCAGACAUUCCAGGUGCAGCUCUAGGCAGCGAAUCCUCCGGGGUCAACAGGGGGACAAAGUGUGGUUCGCUUGAAAAAAACGUAACUUAGUUUAAAGUUCAGGGGCAGGAUCAGGCCAAACAAAGAUGGAUGGAUGGCUGGAUGGGAUGGAUGUUAUCAGAGAUACUUAACGCAAACAUAACUAAUGUUGAGAUAUGCAUAUAGAAAACCUAAAAUACAGUUACUUACACGCAAAACGCAUCAAGUACAGUA
Molecule: messenger RNA, 1954 nt
Organism: Drosophila takahashii
Lineage: Eukaryota; Metazoa; Arthropoda; Insecta; Diptera; Drosophilidae
Gene: numb
Product: NUMB endocytic adaptor protein
Cellular component (GO): cytoplasm
Source: RefSeq, a predicted model, not a curated record